GCAGCAGCAGCAUCAGCAGAGCUUCAGUGGGUCUUUCUCUCCUCAGAUAAACGUCCCUCCUCCUCAGCAGCAGCAGAACCGCAGGUCUCCAGUCAGUCCGCAGAUUCACCCACAGCAUCAGGGCGCGUUUCUGCAGCAGAGGAACAACUACAACCAACACCAGCCCAUGAUGAAGCAGUCUCCGUGGAGCAGUCACCAGGGGAACGGCUGGGGUUCAGGUGGGAUGUCCUGGGGUCGUGACCUCCGUAGGGGCGGCGGGAUGGGCGUGCCUGGCUCUGUGGCUCACAUCUCGCCGAUGAAGAAACCGUUCUCCAGCAACGUCAUCGCUCCUCCCAAGUUCCCACGCUCCGCCGGAUCACUGGGGCCCAAAUCCUGGAUCGAGGAAAACGUGUUCCGCACGGACAGCAACAGCAACACUUUGAUGCCUCUGCAGGAUCGAACCAGAAUGUACGACAGUCUGAAUAUGCACUCACUGGAGAGUUCACUGAUCGACAUCAUGAGAGCUGAGCACGAUCCAAUGAAAGCCAGGAGCUUUGGGAGACGUCGAGGCCGCUCCUCCCUCUUCCCUAUUGACGACAAUCUCCUUGACGACGGCCACGGCAACCAGGGCGUCCCGGGAGUCCUGGGCUCCCCCGGCUGUUUCCUGCACCAGAACGGCGAGCGAAUUGAGCGUUUCUCCCGGAAGGUGUUUGUGGGCGGUUUGCCGCCUGAUAUCGAUGAAGAUGAAAUCACCUCCAGUUUCCGUCGUUUUGGUCACCUGGUGGUGGACUGGCCGCACAAAGCUGAGAGCAAGUCCUACUUCCCACCUAAAGGUUACGCCUUCCUGCUGUUCCAGGAGGAGACCUCGGUCCAGGCUCUGAUUGAAGCGUGCAUGGAGGAGGACGGGAAGCUGUACCUGUGCGUGUCCAGUCCCACCAUCAAAGACAAACCUGUGCAAAUUCGUCCGUGGAACCUGAGCGACAGUGACUUUGUGAUGGACGGGUCUCAGCCCCUCGAUCCCCGCAAAACCAUCUUUGUGGGCGGCGUCCCUCGUCCUCUGAGAGCGAUCGAGCUGGCCAUGAUCAUGGAUCGUCUCUACGGCGGAGUCUGUUACGCUGGUAUCGACACUGACCCAGAGCUCAAGUAUCCCAAGGGGGCGGGGCGAGUGGCCUUCUCCAAUCAGCAGAGUUACAUUGCCGCCAUCAGCGCCAGAUUCGUCCAACUGCAGCACGGCGACAUUGACAAGCGGGUGGAGGUGAAGCCCUACGUCCUGGACGAUCAGCUGUGCGACGAGUGUCAGGGCGCCCGCUGCGGCGGGAAGUUUGCGCCCUUCUUCUGCGCUAACGUCACCUGCCUGCAGUAUUACUGCGAGUUCUGCUGGGCUAACAUUCACUCCCGCGCCGGACGAGAGUUCCACAAACCGCUGGUGAAGGAAGGAGCCGACCGCCCGCGCCAGAUCCACUUCCGCUGGAACUAGAGCGGCGAGCUGCGUGGACACAGCAUCGCUCUGCCGCUCACGUAGGAACCACUUCUGUAUCUCUAUAUCUUUUGUAGCAGCCAAACACCACAAGCCUCAGUUUUCACCAAACCCCCCUCACACCCUCACAUCUCAGGCUCGGACAACUCUUUGUGGUACGUUCAUCUCUUUGAACAGAUUUAAAAAAAGAAGAAAAUAAGCUUUUUUAUCCUUAUUAUUUUUCUAUGUGAGAUUUAAAGUAGAUCCGGGAAUGUGUUUAGUUUUUUUGUUGCAUGGGGGCAGCUCGUCCGUCCGUCUGUUUGCUGCUGCUAGCUUAUCCCACGGUGGUUACACUCUUGUUUGUGGGAAAACCUCGACGCUCGCCCCGAGUCACAAACCAAAGUUCGCAACAUCUAUAGGAAGCUUCAAGAAAACAAACGCUCUUUUUUAUUUUAUUCUUUUUAAAAAAGCUUUAUAUUUAUUUAUUUAUUUAUUUAUUUCUGCACUCGUGCUGACUCAUCAUGUGCGUUCACACUGAACAUAAAGUUAGCUAGCUCACUUUCUGCCCCGCCCUCUUCACUGAAGACGUCGGAAGAAUCUAAGAAUAGAUUUUUUUUUUCAAACACAAACCAUUUGUGUUUACUGGCGCUAGCUAGCGCAGCAAGUAAACGUAACCAUGUGUCUGCUCACCCGGCAGGAGCUAAUGCUACAGCUAACAGCCGCCAUGCUAAAACAGCUUGGAUCAGGAAAAAGAUGCAUAUUUCCUGAAGUUAUCAGGAAACUGCACAACGUCCUAGCUUAUUUUCUGCCCCGCCCUCUUUGUUGUUAUUUCAAACGAAACGAAAUGUAAGAUCAUUUCUCAAAACGUUGUGCUAGCGAAGCUUUUGUUUGUUUGUUUUCAUGAGCUUCUCCUCGUGUUCAGUGUGAACGCACCAGUGCAGCGACACCUCAGACUGAAUCUUCUAACUUUUCUAACAAGCUGUUUCAGAAGCUUCUGCUGCUAUUUAAACACACACACACACACACACACAUAUAUAUAUAUAUAUAUAUGAGUAUAUAUAUAUUCAUAUAUUUAAUGCCAUCAUGUUAAACAAAAUACACUCAAACACUCAAAUCCCCCCCAGCGCCAUGGAAACGGUGAAAGUUAUGGGAUGUAGACAAGCGUAAAUGAACAAAGAGGAAAUAGUUGGUAGCAUGACCUUUGACCUCAUUACAGAGGGGAAGAAAAAAAUCAGAGAAACUGAAAAAAAACAUAUUUAAAGUUGCAUGCGUUGAUGUUUGUGUGUGUGUGUGUGUGUGUGUGUGUGUGUGUGUGCUUUGAUCCGUUUACUUAACUGUAGACUUGGUGGAUGCCGCCAUAUUGUGACAUAGAGACGCAGAGUGGUGUGUGUGUGUGUGUGUGUCUGUCGUUGCUGUUUUGUGCGACUGGUGUCGUUUCCUGUAGCAGAGGAAAAAGGUGAAAGAAAAGAAAAAAAAACACCUCAGACUGACUCCGCCCCCUGGCUCCUGCAGUAUCUUUGAGUUCCAAAGGUUUUUCCUGGUUCAGCGUCUUCAGAAUGUGUUUGCUGCUCAUGACGUCGCAACAGUCACUCAUUUUAACGUCAGUCGCUUUAAGUGGAAAUGAAAAAAAAGCGACGUUGUAACGCUGUGAUGACAACGAACCAAGACAUGGAAUGCGACUCAAAAGACAACAAAGGAGGAGAUCCAGCAGCUCAAAGUUUGUACGAGAACAGGCUGCAGGCGUUGAAGAAGCACCAGUCGCAGGGGAGUGACCUCGCCCAAACAGCUCACUAUCGUGGAUGGAGCCGGUUUAGCUCCACCCUGACCAUACUGUACCAUUUUACUCUGGUACCCAAAGGGAAGGGGGCUGAAGAACAGUUAAUAUUGGAACUAUUCCAGACUGAAACACAAAGAAACACCGAACCGAACUCCAACGAACAGAAUCCGAACACUCGAGGAAACACGGCUUACAGAGAAGUUUGCAUCCAACACGGCGGAUCCUCCACCGAGCGCCUCCUGACUAUUAUUAGUUAGUUAUUAGUUAUCAUCUGAUUGGUUGUAGGUCCAUGGAGGCGUUUUGAUCUGCGGCCCUUGGUCGUCAUCAGCAUCACGUUACCGUUACCCUGUGUAUCCUCUGAAGGAAGCUUUAGUUGACUUUGGUUGUUGGGCUAAAUGUUGCCGAACCUAAAAAGGACCUUGAGCUACGUUUGUAUCGUUGGGUUCUUCAUUUCCACGGUGUUAGCGCCUGACGUUGUAAUGUUUGAGCUUAAAAGCAUGAAUGCGUCUCAACAGACCCACAAUGCAGUGCAGUACGUACACACGCGUCGUCACAUCUCCUGAAUAUAAGCUUUUAUAAUAACAAUGUUGUAUAUGAAGAGAUUCUUCACUUGUACUGUUUUGUUCUGAUUUCUCUUGAAAUAGUAAAAAAGAAAAAAAGUCAAAAAAAUCGUAGUUAUGGACAAUCUGUGCACGGACGGCGUCGUCGUCACUGUCGUCGUGUGUCGCUCUCAUGUCGUAGUCACUGUCGCCUCAUGUCGCUCUCAUGUCGUCGUCACUGUUGCCGUGUGUCGCUCUCAUGUCGUCGUCACUGUCGCUGCCUGUCGCUGCCUGUCGCUCUCAUGUCGUCACUGCUGCCGCGUGUCGCUCUCAUGUCGUCGUCACUGAUGCCGCGUGUCGCUCCCAUGUCGUCGUCACUGUCGCUGCCUGUCGCUCUCAUGUCGUCACUGCUGCCGUGUGUCGCUCUCAUGUCGUCAUCACUGAUGCCGCGUGUCGCUCCCAUGUCGUCGUCACUGUCGCAGCGUGUCGCUCUCAUGUCGUCGUCACUGAUGCAGCGUGUCGCUCCCAUGUCAUCGUCACUGUCGCCGCGUGCCGCUCUCAUGUCGUCAUCACUGCCGCCGCGCGUCGCUCUCAUGUCGUCGUCAUUGUCGCCGCGUGUCGCUCUCAUGUCGUCGCGCUUCGUCCUUACUACGAAGUGUUUACUGUUACAAAAAAAGGACGAUUUAAUUUGUGUCGACUUCUUACCGUCAGUAUGUUUUUACACUAUGUAUAUAUAUAUUAUGCACUACUUUUAUAUCACAUGUCAGGACUUUUUAGGAAACAAAAUUAAAAAAAGGCAGAAUUCUGACUUUAAUCUUAGAUUUCUCCUAAAUCUUGGAAUUCUAAUUUUAAUCUAAAAAAUGCUUCUUUUUUUUAUUAGAUCUUUCCUCAGAAUUCUGACUUUAAUCUCUUUUUCCCCAGAUUUUCUUUACUUUAAUUUCUCUUAAAAUCUUGAAAUAAUUCCAACUUUAAUAAAAAAAAUGAAUUUUGAAAUGAAUUCUAAUGUAAACCACUUUAUCACAUCGACAUUUAAUCUCAGAAUUCUGGCUUUUUAAAAAAUAAAAAAUAUUAUUUAUCUAUUUAUUUGUUUGUUUCCAGAAAAAAAAGAAGAAAACAUUUCAAUCCUUUCCUGUAGACGUGGACUCUUUGCUUCCACUUAUUUAUAAUAAAAAGCUACAGAUGAUUGAUUCAGUAAAGUUUUUUAUUUUUUCAUAAUGACUUAUUUAAAUGUAGCGUGAAGCAGUGUCUUCAUUUAUCUUGUCGUGUGUGAGUCGAGCGACGACCCAAUAUUUUCUAAUACGCAUAUAUACAUACAUACAUAUAUAUAAUAUAUAAACUAACGUUUAGUGUGAUGGAUGUUGGGACGAGGAGUUUUGUGAAUAUCGUCGCCUGUAACACUUGACUCGUGCUGUUUGUUACUUUGUUUUGUGUCUUUUUGUUUUUGUAAAAAAAAAUCAUAUUUAUUUCACUAUUUUUGUAGACAAUUGUUGAUUUUGAUUGUAUUUUUCUAUUUAAAUAAACGGGUUUAUUUACCACGUGCUGAUUUAUGUUUUCAAAGACGAGAAUCGAUCGCAUCAACGUUUUUUAAAUAAUUCUCUUAUUUUGAUACACGCGACACAUUUGUUUUGAAGGAAGGCUUUUAUUUUGACACUUGAGAUCCUCCCCCGUGGCAUCGAGGGUGUUGUCGUCGUCGUCGUCGUUGCAGUCGCUGCUGUCGUCGUCGUUGCAGUCGCUGCUGUCGUCGUCAUCGUUGCAGUCGCUGCCGUCGUCGUCGUCUCUGGAACUUGAAUAUUGACACAUUUUGAAAGGCUGCCUCAGCUCGAUUCUGUGUUGUGACGUGCAAUACUGUUUCUAAUGUUUGUAUAAGAGUUAAAGAGCUACACUGUAAACCUUUUUAAAUGCAGAUUUAUUUUUUUCAUUGCAUAUUUUGCAGAUUUCUGAUCCACAAACAAAAAAAGAAGUAAAACCUGUUUUUUUUCUAUUUUUCAAAGCAGAAAUCUUUGUACUGAUGUAAAUGAUUGUACUUAUUUUGGAUAGUUUGGAUGUUUUGCUAACAACAGGAGAGACUUUUUCAUGCAUAUUUGUUUUUAUUUCAAACUGCGUUUUUAUUUUUCCCCUGGUGAAUACUCGCUGAAUAAUUUUCAUAUUUGAAUGUCAUUGGUAUUAUUUUUUGUAUUUUUAUGUGGAAUAAACACUAUAUAACAAUAAUAAUAAUAUAAUUUAAAGAUGCUAACUUUAUUUUUAUUUUUAAAGCUAAAUAUUUGUAAUUUUAUCGUCAAGAAUCAGAGUUUGUGUAUAGAUGACAGAACAGUGGUGUUUGGAUUGUAAUAAUUAUACUGAAUGGGUCUUUGAUAUGCAAAAUGAAUAUCAUGUUAUUAUUAUUAUUAUUAUUAUUAUUUGGUUGGUUUUGUAUUUAAAUGGAGUUUAAAUGGACAGCCUUGUUUUUCUUUUCCUGAAUAAAGACACUUUCUGUUUGGACACAACA
Molecule: messenger RNA, 6236 nt
Organism: Solea solea (common sole)
Lineage: Eukaryota; Metazoa; Chordata; Actinopteri; Pleuronectiformes; Soleidae
Gene: cpeb2
Product: cytoplasmic polyadenylation element binding protein 2
Exons: 10
Coding region: 167-1456 (429 amino acids)
Biological process (GO): negative regulation of cytoplasmic translation
Cellular component (GO): neuron projection; nucleus; synapse
Molecular function (GO): translation factor activity, RNA binding; mRNA regulatory element binding translation repressor activity; mRNA 3'-UTR binding
Source: RefSeq, a predicted model, not a curated record